Messenger RNA from Symbiodinium sp. CCMP2456, 874 nucleotides. NCBI's taxonomy places the organism in Eukaryota, Dinophyceae, Suessiales, Symbiodiniaceae. The record is from the annotation of a GenBank genome assembly.
GGCUGCCCAGAGAAUGAACUUGCAGAUCUUCUUGCCAAGCAUUCUUGCGCUGGAGAAGACUUCCCUCCUCAUCAGCACCAAGCAGCUAUCUCUCCUGCCUUUUGGCCACAUCAAGUUGACCCUGCAGAUUUCUCUUCGCAUGAUCACCAUCAACGUCCAGUACCUACGAGAGCAGCUCCAUCACCUAGGUGUCCAGGUUGCCGCUUUGCAAGAAGCCAGAGCGCCCGAAGAUGCCACCUUUGUCUCGCAAACGCAUGUCCGCUUCUGCACGGCCAAAGAUUCGGGUGGCACUUGGAUCGACACCUCUGUCGACUGGUGCCAGGCUCGUGCUGACCACUAUGGUCUCAUGGUGCAGGUCUACUUCCAGACCCAGGCCUCCCCGCAGAAGCUGAAGCACUAUGGAUCCAACACUUUGCGGGGAUUGAAGACGGGGUUUGCAUGGACCCAGCUCUCCUCGCGCAUGAAAUACAAGCUGUCCAACAGGGACGGGACCUGGAUGGAUACUGUCUAUCCGCGACAGAUGGUCGCAGAGCCGCUCCAGUUCAAGGGAGGGAGUCUCUUUGCGAUCUGGAAGGGGAAGUCAAGCACCUCUAAGUGCUCAGCUUUCCGUGGCAUCCUGGUCAGUUCGACGACUGGAAAGGCAUUCCACCGGGCAGUGAGAGCCCGAUCAGUUGGGGCCCUUGGUGAAUUCGGACACGACAUGCAGAUAGGAGGAUUGCCGAAGUUCCCCGUCGUUAUAGCGUCACACUUCGUGCGGCUUUUUCAGGAAGGCAACCAGAGGCGACACCGCAGCUACGGCCUACUGUUUUUGGACCUCCGUGAGGCCUUCUACAGGGUAGUGAGGCCACUACUGGUUGGCUCCCAAUGCGGGGAU